Molecule: messenger RNA, 5192 nt
Organism: Nannospalax galili (Upper Galilee mountains blind mole rat)
Lineage: Eukaryota; Metazoa; Chordata; Mammalia; Rodentia; Spalacidae
Gene: CUNH1orf226
Product: chromosome unknown C1orf226 homolog
Exons: 12
Coding region: 139-2223 (694 amino acids)
Molecular function (GO): nitric-oxide synthase binding
Source: RefSeq, a predicted model, not a curated record
AGCGCUGCCCACCCUGCGCCCCGAGUCCCCGCCGCCGCCUCCUCGUCCGGCCCCGCCGCCCCCUCCCCGGGGUCCCGCCAGUCCCUGCCUGCCGCCGCCACCGCCGCCUCUGGAGCAGCGGGUCCGCAGCGGGUCACCAUGCCCAGCAAAACCAAGUACAACCUUGUGGACGACGGGCACGACCUGCGGAUCCCUUUGCACAACGAGGACGCCUUCCAGCACGGCAUCUGCUUUGAGGCCAAGUAUGUAGGAAGCCUGGAUGUGCCAAGACCCAACAGCAGGGUGGAGAUCGUGGCUGCCAUGCGCCGGAUCCGGUAUGAGUUUAAAGCCAAGAACAUCAAGAAGAAGAAAGUGAGCAUCAUGGUUUCAGUGGAUGGUGUGAAAGUGAUUCUGAAGAAAAAGAAAAAGCUUCUUUUAUUGCAGAAAAAGGAGUGGACGUGGGAUGAGAGCAAGAUGCUGGUGAUGCAGGACCCCAUCUACAGGAUCUUCUAUGUUUCUCACGAUUCACAAGACUUGAAAAUCUUCAGCUAUAUCGCUCGAGAUGGUGCCAGCAAUAUCUUCAGGUGUAACGUCUUUAAAUCUAAGAAGAAGAGCCAAGCUAUGAGAAUUGUCCGGACAGUGGGGCAGGCCUUUGAGGUCUGCCACAAGCUGAGCCUGCAGCAUACACAGCAGAACGCAGAUGGCCAAGAAGAUGGAGAGAGCGAGAGGAACAGUGAUGGCUCUGGGGAUCCAGGCCGCCAGCUCACUGGAGCUGAGAGGGCCUCAACAGCCACUGCAGAGGAGACUGACAUUGAUGCUGUUGAGGUCCCACUCCCUGGGAAUGAUGUUCUGGAAUUCAGCCGCGGUGUGACAGACCUGGAUGCUGUAGGGAAGGAAGGAGGUUCCCAUACAGACUCCAAGGUCUCACCCCAUCCUCAGGAGCCCAUGCUGACAGCCUCACCCCGAAUGCUGCUUCCUUCUUCUUCCUCGAAGCCACCAGGCUUGGGCACAGGGACACCGCUCUCCACCCACCACCAGAUGCAGCUCCUCCAGCAGCUUCUCCAGCAGCAGCAGCAGCAGACACAAGUGGCUGUGGCCCAGGUUCACUUGCUGAAGGAUCAGUUGGCUGCUGAGGCUGCAGCACGACUGGAGGCCCAGGCUCGUGUACACCAGCUCCUGCUUCAGAACAAGGACAUGCUCCAGCACAUUUCCCUGCUGGUCAAGCAGGUGCAGGAGCUGGAGCUGAAGCUGUCAGGACAGAAUGCCAUGGGUUCCCAGGACAGCUUGCUAGAAAUCACCUUCCGCUCCGGAGCCCUGCCUGUACUCUGCGACCCCACGACCCCUAAGCCAGAGGACCUACACUCACCGCCGCUGGGCGCCGGCUUGGCUGACUUUGCCCACCCAGCGGGCAGCCCUUUAGUUGACCACAGCAUGUUUGAGAAUUUGAACACAGCCCUCACUCCAAAGCUCCAGUCCAGCCACUCCUUCCCUCACUUGUCCAGACAUACAGCCCCAAGCUCUGCCAUCCCAGGCUCUACUGAGCCAGGAGGACCAGGACUGAGGGUGGGCAGCAGCCAACACUUCAAAAAUCUGGGCAAAGCAAUGGGGGCCAAGGUCAAUGACCUCCUGCGAAGAAAGGAGCCCUCGAGUCUCAGCAACAUAGGUGUGAUGGAGAUCAACAAGACAGCUGGGGCUCAGCUGGCUAGUGGGGAAGAUGCAGCUUGUGGAGCCUGGCUGGAGGAUGAAAGGUCAGUCCAAGAAGCCUUCCCUCGGCUGGAUCCUCCACCUCCCAUAACCAAGAAGCGAACCCCUCGGGCCCUGAAGACCACACAGGACAUGCUGAUUUCAUCACAGCCAGUCCUAAGCAGUCUGGAGUAUGGAACAGAACUGUUACCUGGGCAGCCCCAGGACUCUCCACCUACUGUUCCACCCAUCUCAGCAGACACUUCACAUCCAGAGUCCACCACUGAAAUGAGCGAUAGGGGUGAAGCUCUGCCCAAUGGUGAGGUGUCCCUGUCAGUACCUGACCUAAUCCACAAGGACAGCCAGGAUGAGUUCAAGCUAAAGGCGACAGAGUACCGAAGAGCUUCCUCCCCAGGCCCCAUCGAGAGGAAUGGCCUCAAACUCAGCUUGAGCCCCAUCAGCCUGGCUGAGUCCUGGGAGGAUAGCACCCUCCCUCCUCAGGCACGGACCUCAAGCCUUGACAAUGAGGGACCUCACCCAGACCUGCUAUCCUUUGAGUAAUGCCUCUGUCUUCUCUACUGAGCACCCUCUUCACUGUGCUUUGACCUCCACUGCACACUUUGUCCCAACUCUGCCAUGCCCUCACCUUCUUUGUACAAGACACAAAAGAGCCCACACUCUGCCCAAGGUGUUGAAAGGCCAGAAGGCCACAAAUAGUGUUAAGGAGUCUUCAGAGUGGCAGAAGGCCUUGGGUGCCAUCCCAGAUCCUGCCUUUCUGAAAGCUGCUCUGGUGCUGGCUGCAACCUUGGCUGCUGGAGCCCAUCCACCCACAAGUUUGUCCCAGCUUCCCACUGAGUUACAGGGACACCAGCCCAGGAGGAUGGAUCUGGCAGGAAUUCUCUUUGCCUGUCUACUCAGACCCAUAUGCUGUCUACUCUUUUCCCUCCCAAGUCUUGGUUCUGUGUCUCUCCUCUGUGGUGGCCUAGGGGCUCCCUGCCUUGAGGAAAGCAAGACUGGAAGAAUGAUGGGUUGGCUUAAUGACAGAACCUGCCUGGAAAGCUACACCCUGACUGCAGCCUGGUCAUGACUCCUCCAGGUUCAAGACAGCAUGGUCCCCUGGCUGCUAUCUUUCCUCUGUUCCCAGAGUGGAGCCAAAGGAGGCGUUUCCCAGACGUGAGACCUUGAGGGCUUCCACAGAGGUUGAACCUUGUCACUUAGGGUUGUCAGAGGUUCCCCAUUCAGUUCAGAUAUGUCCCCCGCCCAUCUGGAGAAGCACUUGGGAUGAUUGUGUGAGCAGUUGUGCUGAGGCUCCUUGCUGUGUGUGUGAAGACAGGGCUAGGCAGGCCCCAGCAGAAGCAGUAGCGCAUGAUCUGAUGGUUAGAGCAGAGACCAAGGUGUGGUCCUAUGAGAGCCAAGAGCAGAGGUCAUGGAAGAGUGUGAAGUCAGGACAGAGAAGUGCAUCAUUGGAAAUCAGAGCGGCUUUUCAGGCCACCCCACACCGAGAGGUGAGGCAGGGCCAGGGCCUGGGAAAGGUAAGUGUGAAAGCCAGGGUGAAGCAUGUGAGAGACUGGAAUGCGGUGAGGACCAUGGAAGCAAAGCACCCGUCAUUAAGCAGAAGGGGCUUUGUGCUUGUGCUGAAAUUGCCUGAAUCUCCUGCAGUACCGGGCCUGCCUGGAGGGGCUUCUAGCCUGGUCCCUAUUCUCCUCUGCGUCUGCCUUUAGCAUCUGUGAAAGGAACCAGUAAGGUUUAUCCACCCUUGACUGGUGACUGCCCUCUGAGUUAACUCACUUUGUGUUCCUCUCUCCCUCCAGGGGCCCUAUCAUGCUGUCUUCCUGUGGCCAGGAGAACCUUAUAGUGAUCCCAGCCACAAGGGCCUUUGCAGGAAGAAGAGGACAACUCUUUUCUUGAACAGGGAGGUCAGGGCCCCAUGAUGGAGUUGGAGAUGGUACAUCCAGACAGGGCAGGCCACGCAGCAGUCCUCUUGUCCUCAUUCUGUGGCCUCCCCUUUUCUGUUCCUUGCUUGGCUUCCCACCCAUGAGAUCAGGGGCAUGUAGGACUUCCUAGUUCACCAAGCUGCUGCUUUCCUUCCAACCCUGUCUGCUAAACAUCUGAGCUAACUCCCAUAGAGUGGAGAGCCUCAGCAGGCCCCCUAGGAUGUGGGUGCCUUCUUGCAUGUUGCCUUAAGUAGCUGCGUGUCCUUAGCCAUCUGUACCCUUCCACCUCCUCCUCCUCCUCUACCCUGUCUUCCAUUGCCCUAGAAAGCAAAGCUUCAUCCUAUGCUUUCCACAAAGUCCUGUAUCUUCCUUGCAGAUGAAGAUACAUGCAUCCAGGCACUUGACGGCCCUGGUGGAGUGAACAGGACUGUUAGCACAUGUGUAGAUCCUGCCCUGCUCCAAGAAUAUCCCAAGGAUGUGAUAUCUGACCUUGAAGUCAAAGAGAGAUCCUUGGGACUAGCAUUUGGGGUUCUGUGGAUUUUCCCAGAACAGUUUGGGAUAUCACCCUAAACAUACAGAGUAGAAGGUGUGGGGUGGAAACUCUACACAUGCACCAGGGAGCAGGCUCAAUAUCAUCCGAGCCCUCCAUACCAGGACCUUGGUUUGCUCCUCUGAUGGGAUGUUCAUGAGGUGAUUGUCCUCUUGGAUCAGCUCCUCCCCUGAGACUGGAUGAUGUGGUAACCUAAGACAGCACCAGCCUUGACUUGCUGGACUCCUGGCCCUCAGGACUACACAAAAGAUCCCAUUAGGUUGUCCCAGGACACCUCUGAGUACUUUAGACUCAUCUGAUGUUGAAUUAGGUGCUGUAGGACCCUAUACCAUCCCCUAAAGGUGGUACCUGAAUUUUGACCAUCUCCCCACUACUGGAGUGAUGCUGCUACCUUGGGAGGCCCUGUGAAUCUAAGCCCAGUCUUAGAUGCUACAGAUAUUGCCUGGUGCUAGGGACUAAGUACUGCCCAGGGACCAGCAGGAACAAAUCCUGCCGAGGGCCUUGACUCACAUCAGCUCUUCCAUUCAGUGCCCUACCUGGCUUCCUGUCCAUCUCAAUAGUCUGACCUUUCUGUAAGACUGUAGCAUGUCAGCCACUUUCCUGGAAUGUGAAUCCAACUCCUCUGGAAGCUUGGCCUUUGGUUAGCUCGGUCUACAUGGGAGCAGACUAACGAAGGGGAAUGAAAGGCCUGUCUUCUAUGUCCAUUUAAGAAAGUGUGAGCUAUAGAGCUUUGUUCUUUCACCACUUCUACCUAACUCCAUUGUAUACCUCUGUUCAGCCCAUAGCUUUCCCCUGGUAGAUCACAAGAUGGCCUUUCAGAAUCUGGAAAGGGGGCAACCCCUUCCCACCCAACAGAGAAAGAAAUGUAUCUGUGAAUGUUCUAUAUGUGGGAGAUAUGAAGACAUGUUUGUAAUCUGUCAGCUUUUAAAGAACAAGUUUGGCCUGUUUGGAAGAACAAGAUUAUAGAUCUAUUCUGAGUAUUUUUUAGAGAAUUCAUAUUUAUAUUUUUAGAGAUUUUUCUGGUAGAAGGAAAUUGCAUAAUAAAA